GUGAAUGCCCCUCGUGAAUUUUUUCAUGAUUGUUCAUGUAAAACUUACAAUGUUUGAUUCGUAAAUUAAAAAUCCAACUCUACUACGGAAAUUUUGUUUUGCUCUGAGUUUACGAAUUACAUACAUAUGUUCUACUGAAUCGAGCUUGAGGGGUCCGAACACUGACUGGCAGCCUUUAAGUUAAUUUGCAACUCAAAAAAUUCUGACAAAGUCGAAAGAAGUUUAAUUAAUAAAAAACAUUUCCGAUGUCUAUUAUCAAAAAGAGGGAUAUUUGGAGUGACAGGGAAGUGCAGCAAAUGUUGUCUAUCAUAAGAGAAAACCACAUUCUCAAACUUAUGGAUAGUAAAGCAAAACGAAACAGAAGCAUUUUUGAGGAUGUGGCCGCAGAAAUGGCAGCAAAAGGCAUUCAAAGAAGUUCAACGCAAAUUCGAACCAAAUUUAAAGCAUUAAAAUUGGACUACUACAAAGUUAAACGAAAUAAUAAUAAAAGUGGUGCUAAGCGUCAAACGAGUGAGCAUUUCACUUUGUUGGACGAAAUUCUCGGACACCGUCCGGCAGUGACAUCAACUGGCUUAGACACUUCGUUGGCAGAAUUUUUAUCUGAUGAAGACACGCAACCAGAAAUGCAAGGUGGUGAGAAUGUAGCACCAAAUGUCUUGGAAGACACGGAUGGAGCCACCAAACCUUUCGGUCGGACAUUUAAGCGUACAAAAAAACUUAGCUACCAAAAGGCGGUUGAAAAUUUUUCUAAAGAAUGGAAAACCUCACAAAACGACUUAUUGGAUUAUAUGAAGACCCAAGAUGAGACGUUUUUGUAUAAGCAAGAGGAAAUUCUCAAAAUGAACCGCGAAGAGACCCAAAAAAUCAUGGAAAAAGAUCGUGAAGAAACCAACAAAAUGUUGAGCGCCUUUUUAGAGGCAAUGAAAGCACCGCAGCCUAUUAUGCCAGUUUAUUGUCAACCAUCGCAGAGCACAAACCCAUCACAACCCUCAACGUUUUUCUUCAGCCCCUUUAAACCUAAAAACAACAAUCGUGAUGUGGAAUAAUUACCCGUUUCUUAAGGUCUGAUUAUGCAUACUUCGCAUAACUUCGCACAACCAUUUGUGCCAGUGCAAUAAAAAUGUAACUUAA
Rhagoletis pomonella (apple maggot) is the source of this 1131-nucleotide messenger RNA. RefSeq lists its product as uncharacterized. NCBI's taxonomy places the organism in Eukaryota, Metazoa, Arthropoda, Insecta, Diptera, Tephritidae. Bases 246 to 1046 code for a protein of 266 amino acids. The transcript is spliced from 2 exons. The record is from RefSeq and is a predicted model, not a curated record.